Sphaeramia orbicularis (orbiculate cardinalfish) is the source of this 4119-nucleotide messenger RNA. RefSeq names its product NFKB inhibitor interacting Ras-like 1 (gene nkiras1). Gene Ontology annotation, biological process: Ral protein signal transduction; negative regulation of canonical NF-kappaB signal transduction. The transcript has 5 exons. The record is from RefSeq and is a predicted model, not a curated record. Lineage: Eukaryota; Metazoa; Chordata; Actinopteri; Kurtiformes; Apogonidae. Gene Ontology annotation, molecular function: GTP binding; GTPase activity; GTPase activating protein binding. The coding region runs from base 142 to 720 and encodes 192 amino acids.
UGUUGUUAGUGUUGACUCAGACAACUGCGCAUGCGCAUUUAAAUGGCUUGUCAAAGUGCUAACAGAGGAUGGAUGCUCUAGUAGUGAUGAUACAUUUGAAGACUUGAUAAACAGCUAAUUGUCUUCAGAUUUAAACCCGAAAUGGGGAAAGGCUGUAAAGUUGUGGUGUGUGGCCAGGCAGCAGUUGGAAAAACAGCCAUUCUCGAGCAGUUGCUGUACGGGAAUCACAUCGUAGGUUCAGAAUCUAAUGAGACUCAGGAGGAUGUCUAUGUGGCCUCAGUGGAAACUGAUCGCGGUGUGAAGGAGCAGCUCAGGCUCUAUGACACCAAAGGCCUCCAUGAUGGGCAAGACCUCCCCAAACAUUACUACUCUGUGGCAGAUGGCUUCGUGCUCGUCUACAGUGUUGACAGUUUGGAGUCUUUUAAGAAGGUGGACAUCCUGAAGAAGGAAAUAGACAAGUCCAGAGAUAAAAAAGAGGUGACUGUCAUCGUGCUAGGGAAUAAGACGGACCUUCGGGAGCGUCGUCAGGUGGACCAGGAGGUGGCGCAGCAGUGGGCGCGGGGGGAGAAGGUGAAGCUGUGGGAGGUGAGCGUCUCAGAGCGAAACUCGCUCAUCGAGCCGUUCACGCAGCUGACCAGCCGCCUCACCCAGCCUCAGAGCAAGUCUGCCUUCCCUCUGCCCGGACGCAAAAGCAAAGGCACCGCGUCCAGCGACAUGUGACUGUGAACACGCCCCUCAGCUCCUCAUAGCUGACUGGCUGCAUCCACUUCAUGUGGAAAUGACAGUAAGCCUGCGCUGUUGGACAGGGCUGCAAAAAAGUGAGUUUAGAACUUCAGGGUCCUUUGUCUCAAAGCUGAUGAGUUUUCAUGGUGGGGUUUUGGUUCGAUGCCUUAAAUAAGGUCUGUGCUGAGAUUAAGAGGUUCACAAGUUUUGUUCUACGACAUAAAAUACAUGAAUGAAUACAGUGGAAACUGCUUACAGUGAUUAAUGAUUUAUACAGAUCAAAAAGCCUGGGACAGAAUCAUUCCUGUACACAUGCUGUUAAAUAAUUAACUUCUAAUAAUCAAAGCCUGCCCGUCUUCGUCCACCACAUCUGUCACCAAAAUAUGUGUAAAACCAAACAUAAACAAAUGUCAGUAUUGCCUGGUCAUAAUAAUCCUGUGCUGACAGUGAUCGAUUUGACAGGACAGACAUCACUGUGAGUAGUUUCCACUGGAGCCCACUCAUGAACUUUAAAGGUUCUACAUGUCUUAAAAGAAGGUACUUAACAGAUGUCUGAAUGAGACUCCACAGGCUGUCGUCGUGCGCAACAUGAAAACUCAUUUAUUCACUAGUUCACCUUUAAAAGCCUCUUUGUGUUGAUCCAAACUGUUUUCAUUUAUAAAACCAGAGGCCUGAGUCACGGCAGGUUCAGCAGAUACAGGAUCCAUAUGUGUGAUUCUCAUGAUACAUAGAGCUGGUUCCCACUGUGUUCUGUUGACAGUUCUUAUAUGAUCCUAGUCAUAAAAGGGGACGAUUCCAGUCAGACACCCGGACAAGUCUAUAACUGCAGAUUUCUCACAACGAGAACUAACUAAUAUCGUAAAUGAAUGUGAGGAUUAUAAAAUAUAACACAGACUACAGGAAACACAGCUGUUGAAGCCAAAGCCAGGACAGAAAGAUGAGAAACAGCCCAGUGUGUGACAGUGUGGGUUAUAAUAAUUAUACCAGUCCCAUUAUUCAGGUCCAGGUGGAUCUGCCUGGACUGACCUGGACUCAUUCAGAUUCAUUAUUUUAUUUAUCUGUAUUUUGGUGUUUAAGACAGUUUUUGCCUUUGUUCGGUAAACAGUCUGGCGGCAAGUAAAGAACGAAUAUAAAAACAUAACUCAAACCAAUGUUUACUGCUUUAAUUAGACUCUGCUUUAAGGUUAGACGUCAUAUAUAAAGAAAAACCAAAAGCUUCAUUAUCAGAGACCGUCUGACUAUCCACAGUGCACCGAUUGCACCUUUAUUAUGUUUCUACUCUCCAUCAUGAACUAUUUCAAUAAUGUGCUCCGGAGCGGUGUCAGUUACCACGGUGAAUGACCCUAUACGAACCAAACCACCUUUGUGACACUGACAGUUGAACCAGAAACCUGCCCCACUGACCCCCUGACCCCUGACUCUUUAAUCCUGCUUGGUGAUCCAGGCCUCUGGUCACAGUAAGACACCAGGUUUUUGUAGAAGAGUAAGAACCCGAAAAACUAAUCAGAAGCUUAGUAGAGUCAUGUCAACAUUCACUUCUCGCCUAAUGUUAGUAUUUACUUUAGUAAAAAUCUAUUCAUGCUUUAUGUUGCUGAACAAACUGUGCUUCCUAACUUUUGUUUGCCAUGGAACUUAUUUUUCUAGGUCGAGGGAACCAGGUCAGUCCCAUCUGCAGCUCUAUGUACAGAUACUAUUGGCUGCUCCAUGUUAGCGUUCACACCCUUUCUUUGUUUUUGUGUUGUUGUUAGAAACAGUGAUAUUUUGGGAUAUCUGCUGUUUUGGAAUGAAAGUAUGAGCGUCAGAUGAAUCGUCAGUUUGUGUAUUUGGAACCGAGACAGACUCGGCCCCUUUUGCAGUGCACUGUGGGAAAAAGAUGUGCAUUAGUCAGUUGAUCCCGUUUGACUCAUCCACGUUGGCUUAAAAGGUCAUUUUGCAAGUUAAAAACAUUAUUUUGUCAUAAAACUGUUAAAUUGUCAGACUUUGAAAAAUGCAUAAUGAUAAAGACAACAUAAGAGUCAGUUUAUUCAAACCUUCAGAAUCAGACUGAAAGAGUUCUUUCAUCAUUAACCACCGUUCAUGUUUUUACCAAACCUAAUUCCCAUGGGGCACAGCAGAAGAGGUGGGAUUUAUCCUGUCUAUUAUUUACAUGUUUGGUGAAGUUUGUGUUUUUUUAAUUGUUGUUUAGGCCUCUGUUUACCAUUGCAUUUAAGCCUUAUGCUAAGCUAGGCUAACUAUGCUACCUGAUCAGAACCAGAAACCAGGUUUGUUUUAUACGUGCAAGAAAUCCUACCUUUAAUAAUGUAAUUAUUAAAUAAAUGAAAUGAAAAUUAAUGUUACCCAUUGUAUUGGCAGUUAUGAAAUAAUAGAAAAGUCAGUGUUUUAAUUAAAUAUACUUAAUUUUCAGCAGUGAAAUCAGUUGAUGUUAGUAUUGUGAGUUAACAGCAGUUCAGUCAAACUGAGGGGAAAUUGCUAAAAAUGUAUUUUAAAGCCUAUGAAUGCAUGAGGUUUUGACAGAUUUGUAGCUUUUGCAGCCCCAGUUUAAGACAAAAUAUUUACCCUAAAUCUUUAUUAAGGCUGUAUUAAACAGGCUUUACAAAAGGUGUUUAUUCAUUUGACAAUAAUCUGCAUCUGAUAUUUCAUCACAUGUAAAAACAAACAUUAGUGAAAUGUAAGAAGUAGAAUUUUCUUACAUGUGUAAAAUAAAUCAGGUUUGCAGAUUGGACAGUGACCUUUACAUAAAAUGCUGUUUCUAACCAUUUACCAAACUCCAGAAAUCAUAUGAUAAAAAACACACCUUUAAGAGCUUUUAUCUACAGGUCUGAGGCACCUGUACGGAUCUGCUCUGCUCGUGUUAACUGUUGUUUUAUUCGACAUCUGCAGCUGCUCUAAUAGUAUUUGACCUUUACUGGUGAUGUUAUUUCCCCUCUGACGUGAACGUUAAUGUUUGUCCUCUGUCAGGACUCCUUCAGCCUUCGUCCAGUCCGUGUCAUAUAUCAAAACACGUUCUGGCUGCAAUAAUGUUCAUGGUACGGCGUGGACUUGUGAUGUAUGAUUUCAUAGCGUUAGUUGCACUUCUGUGGGUCGUUCAGUCCGUCCAGUCGGAGCGGCUGCGACUGCAAGUGUUAGCCUUUCUAACCGUAGAAAUGUCAGUGUUGAGAGGAAAUAUUUAUUUUUUAAACUUAAUUUAUUUUUGUCACUUUAAUGAGCCACAUUCCUCGACUUCUGAGUGAGAAAAUUAAAGAUGUUCAGGAUGAUCUGAGCCGUUUUCUGUCUUGUUAAUAAUGUAAUGUGCUGCUAGUAGACCAGGGUUAGCCACUGGAGACUGUAAUUAUGCUACCACUAAAUUAUACUCUGUUUUAAGAUGCACUGAAUAAAAUGUAGCCUCUUCAUAUUUAA